Haemonchus placei is the source of this 396-nucleotide messenger RNA. Lineage: Eukaryota; Metazoa; Nematoda; Chromadorea; Rhabditida; Trichostrongylidae. The record is from the annotation of a GenBank genome assembly.
AUGGCUGAAGAUACGUACACAUGUCGUGUACAGUAUGUGGACGACAGCGACCCAUUCGCUCCGACGUCCAAUGCGUUUCUCGAGCCAAUGAGGCCAGUCACAUUCAACUUCCGGAUCCAUGUCAUCAUUGCCGAUCAAUUGCCUGAACUUAUUCGAGCUCUCAGGGCACCCCAUAAGCCAGGUGAUUCCGCUCUUCAAUUGUACAAAAGUCUCGAGAAGGGCGGUGGGGAAUUUCUGAGUUACCUCGACAGUGACUUGACCUUGGCUGAUCAGAAUGACGAAUUUAGUGAAAUGAAAAGCGACAGGUCUGUUCGUUUUUUACUUCAGCUUUUAUUAAGCUGUAGACAAUUCUUUAUGAAGGAGUUCGGUUGGUCUCGAGGCGAUCGACACUUCUAA